CUGGGUUUUACUGGUGAUGACCUCACUGCUGUUCCCUGGCAACGCCCACGCUGCGAUGAAGGACCUCUCCUCCUCCUCCUCUCCUCUCAGCUCCCUGCUCCACUACCCUUCGUCCAAAACCUCCGUCACGCCGUUCUCCCCGUCCGUCGGUGCCGCCUCCUCACCCGGGUCAUCGCUGUCGUCGGCACCGCUCUCCAAACCUCAGCCCUUCUGCCUCCAGACGGGGCCGCACCUCAUCGCCAGCAUGCAGCUGCAGAAGCUCAACUCGCACUACCAGAACCUCGCAGGCGCCUCUGCCGGACACCAGGCGCCUGGCGGUGCGCAAAGGGGCUUCGGUGCCUCGCCUCUGGGUGCCGGAAACCAGCUUCUGGGGCCUUCUGGUGGCCUCGGUGGAGGCGGUAUGAGCGUUGGCAUCAGCAUGGGGAACCAAAGCUCCGGUGCAGGUGGAAUUAUCGACUUUGACCCCGUGGACGAGGAGGUUCUCAUGUCGCUUGGGUGGGAGCUCGGUUUUACCCGAGCCAACGAGCUGCCCGAGCUGUGGUUGGGUCAGAACGAGUUCGACUUCAUGUCAGAUGUACGCGGCCCGGGUGCUGACCCUCAAAAUAAAAACAGAAAAAACUAUCGAACUGCAAGCAGAAUUGAUUGACAAAGAGAGAUUUUCUGGUUUCCUCCCUUUCUUGGUUGAUAAAAUGAGGGAAACAGAAGAGACACUGAUGG
Messenger RNA from Morone saxatilis (striped sea-bass), 717 nucleotides. It is a transcript of the gene cited1, whose product is annotated as Cbp/p300-interacting transactivator, with Glu/Asp-rich carboxy-terminal domain, 1. NCBI's taxonomy places the organism in Eukaryota, Metazoa, Chordata, Actinopteri, Moronidae. Gene Ontology annotation, cellular component: nucleus. The record is from RefSeq and is a predicted model, not a curated record. Gene Ontology annotation, biological process: regulation of DNA-templated transcription.